Messenger RNA from Colletotrichum spaethianum, 657 nucleotides. RefSeq names its product L-amino-acid oxidase. Gene Ontology annotation, molecular function: oxidoreductase activity. The coding region runs from base 1 to 657 and encodes 218 amino acids. Lineage: Eukaryota; Fungi; Ascomycota; Sordariomycetes; Glomerellales; Glomerellaceae. The transcript has a single exon. The record is from RefSeq and is a predicted model, not a curated record.
AUGGCCGUACCAUUCACGAUGACUCGCUUCAUGGACUUGCCUCAAUUUUCGUCGGUUCUUAACCGCGCUAUCAGCGAGGCCGGUUUGCGCUUCAAGUCGGCUUGCAAGGUUUCACUCUUGUUCUCCGAAAGAUUCUGGGAGAAGGGCGAAAGACCUAUUUUUGGCGGCUAUUCUAAACCGGAUGACGAGGCCGUUGGAGCCCUUUACUAUCCCGUAUACGGCUUGAACGAAUCUCGUCCUGGUCUGAUCACCCAUUAUCGAGGAGGAGAUUGGAGUGAUAGAUUUGUCAGCUUCACCGAAGAAGAACAUGUAGGUCUGGUGUUGGAUGCGAUAACCAACCUCCAUGGCGAAAAUGUACGUGAUCUCUAUACUGGCGAUUACGCACGUCUCUGCUGGCUUGAGGAUGAGUAUACUGCCCCAUCAUGGUGCCGACCUGAUGUUCAGCAACACAAGCUGUACAUCCCCGCUUACCACCGCACGGAGCACAACACCGUUUUCAUUGGAGAGCAUACAGCUCCAACUCAUGCUUGGAUUAGUUCUUCGCUGUAUUCGUCUGUGAGAGGCUCUGUGCAGUUGUUGUUGGAGCUAGGGUUGGUUGAUAAGGCUAAGCAGCUCAACGAGAAAUGGAUGGGAAGAUGGAUUCAUGGCAAGAAUUAA